Molecule: messenger RNA, 795 nt
Organism: Dipodomys ordii (Ord's kangaroo rat)
Lineage: Eukaryota; Metazoa; Chordata; Mammalia; Rodentia; Heteromyidae
Gene: Acer1
Product: alkaline ceramidase 1
Exons: 6
Coding region: 1-795 (264 amino acids)
Biological process (GO): ceramide metabolic process
Cellular component (GO): membrane
Molecular function (GO): hydrolase activity, acting on carbon-nitrogen (but not peptide) bonds, in linear amides
Source: RefSeq, a predicted model, not a curated record
AUGCCUAGCAUCUUCAGCUAUCAGAGUUCCGAGGUAGACUGGUGUGAGGACAAUUUCCAACACUCGGAGCUGGUGGCUGAGUUCUACAACACGUUCAGCAAUGUGUCCUUCUUCUUCUUCGGGCCCCUUUUGCUCGUCCUGAUGCAUCCCUACGCCAAGCAGCGGUCCAGAAACAUCCAAGGGGUCUGCGUCCUCUUCAUGUUCAUAGGCCUGUUCUCCAUGUACUUCCACAUGACGCUCAGCUUCCUGGGCCAGCUGCUGGAUGAACUCUCCAUCCUAUGGCUCCUGGCCUACAACUACGGCUUGUGGAUGCCCCGCUGCUACUUCCCGGCCUUCCUGAAGGGCAACAGGUCCCACUUCUACAGGCUGGUCGUGAUCACCACAGUGAUCAGCUCCUUCAUGUCAUUACUGAAGCCCGUGGCCAAUGCGUACGCCCUCAACAGCAUUGCCCUGCAUAUCCUCUACGUGUUACACCAGGAGUACAAGAAGACCAGCAACAAGGAAUUAAGGCACCUGAUUGAGGUAUCCGUGAUUCUAUGGGCCAUUGCCAUGACCAGCUGGAUCAGUGACCGAGCGCUGUGUGGCUUCUGGCAACGGAUUCAUUUCUCUUACCUCCACAGCAUCUGGCAUUUGCUGAUCAGCGCCACCUUCCCCUAUGGCAUGGCCAUCAUGCUCUUGGUAGAUGCCCAGUACGAGAUGCCGGAGAAAAGCCUUAAGCUGCGCUACUGGCCAUGUGACACUUGGCCUGUGGGGGUGCCCUAUGUGGAACUCCCUGACAAUGGCAAGUGCUGCUGA